UGCAAUGAGGGGUACGAUGACCGAGGCAGUAUGGCAGAGGAGCCAAUAUGUGCCAACAAUUGAAGAGUACAUGAAAAAUGCAGUUCCUUCUUAUCUUAUGGGCCCCAUUCUGUUCCCAACAUUAUAUUUUUUGCGAGAAAAUCUCAAGGCUACUGUUGUCAAAGAUCACGAAUACAAUGAGUUAUAUCGGCUAAUGAGCACUUGUGGCCGUCUCCUGAAUGACAGUCAAAGUUUUGAGAGGGAGGGCAGCGAAGGCAAACUGAACAUAGUCCAUCUGCUUAUUCUUCACAGUGGUGGUUCUAUGUCUAUAGAAGACGCCCUAGGUGUGGUGCACAAGUCCAUAGAUACUUGCAGGAAAGAUCUGCAAAAAUUGGUUUUUAGGAAAGGAAGCGUCGUUCCGAGAACAUUCAAAAAGCGGUUCUGGAACAUAUGCCAGACUAACUUCGUGUACUACCGCGAGACAGAUGGAUUUAGCUCGCCAACUUCAUUGAACAGCCUAGUGAAUGCAGUUAUCAAUGAGCCUCUCAAAGUACCAAAUUAGCAAUCCAUCGUCCGCUAGCUGUUUCAUCCAAUAGUAUAUGGACUACCUGUGUCGAAUAAAGCCAUCUACA
Triticum aestivum (bread wheat) is the source of this 611-nucleotide messenger RNA. Its product is annotated as ent-kaur-16-ene synthase, chloroplastic-like. Gene Ontology annotation, molecular function: terpene synthase activity; magnesium ion binding. Gene Ontology annotation, biological process: diterpenoid biosynthetic process. NCBI's taxonomy places the organism in Eukaryota, Viridiplantae, Streptophyta, Magnoliopsida, Poales, Poaceae. The record is from RefSeq and is a predicted model, not a curated record. Bases 5 to 541 code for a protein of 178 amino acids. The transcript has 2 exons.